Pseudomyrmex gracilis is the source of this 1617-nucleotide messenger RNA. RefSeq names its product mannose-1-phosphate guanyltransferase beta (gene Gmppb). Gene Ontology annotation, biological process: cell wall mannoprotein biosynthetic process; GDP-mannose biosynthetic process. The transcript is spliced from 6 exons. Bases 345 to 1454 code for a protein of 369 amino acids. Gene Ontology annotation, cellular component: cytoplasm. The record is from RefSeq and is a predicted model, not a curated record. Lineage: Eukaryota; Metazoa; Arthropoda; Insecta; Hymenoptera; Formicidae. Gene Ontology annotation, molecular function: mannose-1-phosphate guanylyltransferase (GTP) activity; GTP binding.
GAAACUAAAGUAUACAAGAAGUAUAAGAAGCACUCUGUGACAAGUGGUGACGUAUAAUGGUGUCAGCUGAUAAUCAGGAAAUAUUAAUUAAUGGAAAUUCGCAAGAUAAGAAUUAAACGACGUAACUUAAAACAAAUUAUGUAGACCUGACAUUAAUAGCAUUUUGUAUUUAUUCGUGUUGAAAAGAGAUUUUGGCGACAGAGAGUUACUCCUGUAAUAACCUCAAAAAUAUGUGUCUGCUAGCGUAAACAUAUAAACUUUAUCUAUUUAAGCAUAUCUUACGUGGCAGAUUUCUCAUUGCUGAUAUCAGUAACAAGCCAACAUUGCACGUAGGAUUUACAGAAAUGCAUGAAAAGAGAAAAAAAUUACGAAUCAUGCGUGCUUUAAUACUUGUCGGUGGUUAUGGAACCAGAUUGAGACCUCUCACUUUGAGUCGGCCUAAACCACUUGUGGAAUUUGCAAACAAACCAAUGCUUUUGCAUCAAAUUGAAGCACUGGUGCAGACAAAUGUAACAGAGGUAAUCUUGGCGGUUUCUUACCGAGCACAACAGAUGGAAGAGGAAUUGGUUCACGAAGCAAAAAAAUUAGGAGUACAACUUAUUUUUUCUCAUGAACCAGAACCAUUGGGUACUGCCGGACCACUUGCGCUUGCCCGUGAAUAUUUAUGCACCAGCGACGAUCCGUUCUUUGUUUUGAACUCUGAUAUCAUCUGCGAUUUUCCCUUUAAACAGCUUCUCGAAUUCCAUGAGAGUCAUGGUAAAGAGGGAACUAUAGUUGUAACAAAAGUAGAAGAACCGUCGAAGUACGGUGUGGUUGUGUACAGAGAAGAUGGAAAAAUCGACAGUUUUGUGGAAAAGCCACAAGAAUUUAUAUCCAAUAAGAUUAACGCAGGAAUAUAUAUUCUUAACCCGAGCGUACUGAACAGAAUAGAACUGAAACCAACAAGCAUCGAGAAAGAAGUCUUUCCAGGUAUGGCUCAAGAUGGAGAAUUAUAUGCGAUGGAAUUGCCAGGCUUCUGGAUGGAUGUGGGACAGCCUAAAGACUUUCUCACAGGCAUGUCUAUGUAUCUUGCUUCGUUGAGACAAAAGCAUCCGGAACAGCUCCAUUCCGGAUCCGGCAUCGUGGGCAAUGUUCUGAUUGAUCCAACGGCUAAAAUCGGUAAAGAUUGCAGAAUCGGUCCUAAUGUCACAAUCGGGCCAGGUGUCACUUUAGCCGACGGAUGCUGUAUUAAACGAAGCACUAUCUUGAAGGCAGCUGUGAUAAAAGAGCACGCAUGGCUCGAUGGAUGUAUCGUUGGAUGGAGAAGUGUCGUGGGACGAUGGGUGCGAAUGGAAGGUACAACUGUACUAGGAGAAGACGUUAUUGUAAAAGACGAACUAUAUAUUAAUGGCGGACAAGUUUUGCCACACAAAAGCAUUUCCACUUCUGUACCGGAACCGCAAAUUAUUAUGUGACCAAAGACUGUGAUUCCGAAUCAGUGAAAAAGCAUAAUAAUCGUGACUGAAAUACAAAAUGUUUGUUUCGAUUUUGGUUCUUAAACGCGCUUGAAGGCAGUUUCUUAUAUUCGUUUUUAUUAUAUAUUAUUUGUAUAUAUACUCGGAAAUUUAUUCAUAUAUA